Aureobasidium melanogenum CBS 110374 is the source of this 1935-nucleotide messenger RNA. RefSeq lists its product as uncharacterized. Gene Ontology annotation, cellular component: transcription factor TFIIIC complex. Gene Ontology annotation, biological process: transcription by RNA polymerase III. Gene Ontology annotation, molecular function: protein binding. NCBI's taxonomy places the organism in Eukaryota, Fungi, Ascomycota, Dothideomycetes, Dothideales, Saccotheciaceae. The record is from RefSeq and is a predicted model, not a curated record. The transcript has a single exon. The coding region runs from base 1 to 1935 and encodes 644 amino acids.
AUGAAGGGCGACCCUAGGUACAAUCCUCGUGGAUUGCUGGAACCUGCUGCUCGUGGCUCAAAAGAGCUUCAGAGAUUGUUCUUCUUCGGUCCUGCCAAAGACGACCAGAUGCCCGCUCUCAAAUCUCACUACAAAUGGGGCGCCGAGCUAACAAUUCCGAGUCAUGAAGCAAACGCCGGUGGUUUUGGUGGCUUCACGACAAGUUACUAUCAUGGAGAUGCAGCCAUAAAGGCUGAGUCGCAAGACGGCUGGAACUGGUAUGAGAAGGAAGGCGGCAGGCAAACCUUCAGGUCUCGUCAGCUGACCACUUUCUUGUCUUCUCAAGAGGCUCAGGUCUACAUAUCCCCGGCUGCACAUCCGACCUGUCAGGUUCUCAUGGGCCCGUAUAAGCGCCAAACUCUCUUCAAGCUUAAACUACAUGCAAGUCUCGAUCUGAACGACCCCUGGAUACCACAGGCACCAUCUAUUAAUACACCGGCACUCGCACAAGACACAAAAUCGCAAAGGAACGGAUGGAUGCUCAACAUAGGCGAAAAGAUACAACACCUAGAAUGGGCACCUAACCUCUCAGGUUCUAGGCAAUUCCUGGCUGUCACAACUUCGCCUUUGAUAGGCUCCGAUGCAGAAGAGCAGAAUUUCAGCGCUCCUUAUGCACCAGCCUUCGCACCACGACCACCAUCAAAGUCGUCCAUACAGAUUUGGGAGUUUCGUGCCACUUCUCAGGGACGAAUCGAUGCUACAUACGCCCCGGUUCUGCGGAAAGUCAUUUGCUCUGAAUGGGGAGAUGUCAAGACAUUCAGAUGGUGCCCCAUGCCUCGACAUAUUGUAGCCGAACAGGCAUCAGAGCGAUUAAACCUGGGUCUGUUGGCUGGCAUCUGGGCAGAUGGUGCCCUGAGAGUACUGAACGUCUUUGUUACAGCGAAGGAUGCUGGAGAAACAGAGUACGAGCUGGUCAGUUCUGCAGCGUUUACUGCUCAGCCACCCAACACGAUCUGCACAUGCAUGACAUGGCUCAGCUCGACCAGCGUGAUUGCUGGAUGUGCCAAUGGAUGUAUUGGUGUCUGGAAUAUUCCAUCGUCGCUUCAGACCGCGUCAACAGCGGAUCAGCAAAAUUCUAACGCAGAGCCUAUCAUCUACUCUUCGAUAUCACAGACCUACAUACUCAACGUGACAACAUGCUACCCUUCACGACCCAAUAUCAUGAUCUCGUCUUCUAUGUCAGGCCACAUUCAAAUGACGGACCUGAUGGAGAUGACCUCCAAAGCAACCAUGGCUCCUGCCGCGACAGUGAGAGCUAGUCGCUCGCGUGUUGGAAGAUCUGUUCUCGUGUGGCAUGAGUUUGCCCAAGUAAUUCUUACAGUCGACGACAACUUCACUCUCGUCGCGUUUCCCAUCCGACGAUUCUUCCGUCAGAUCUCAUUCACGCGCUACAAAAGCUCGGUGGCAUGUCUUGCUCAUAGCCCUGUGCAUCCAUUCGUUAUGGCCGGAUGCAUUGGCGGCGAGGCCAUCAGCAACAACCCUUUGCGUCGCGCUUAUGAGAACAAGGUACCCAUCUGGAAUCAAACCUGGUUUACUCAUGAAUGGAGACAACGCAGCACUGAAGAGUCUACUGACAUCGGCACCCCCAAUGAUGAUGAACUCAUGACAGACGUAUCGAACGAGCCUGAAGAUCAUGCCACAAGCACAAAGAGCCAAGCAGAUUCCACGCCGCAAGAGAUCAGUCGAGUGCUGGAAGGAUUCAAGUGCAAAGAGAUAAAACUCUUCAACACCGAAGACGCAUUCACUCAUCGGGAGAACGGAGCAGUAUACUCGACCGUGUACGAUUUGAAGACAUCAAUCAAGUCCAUGUCCUGGAAUCCAAAUCUCCAUGUUGGCGGUUGGAUCGCCGCGGGCAUAGCUAACGGUCUCGUCAGAGUGGAGGAUAUUGCAUCAUAG